This is a messenger RNA of Aedes aegypti (yellow fever mosquito), 4865 nucleotides long. It is a transcript of the gene lig, whose product is annotated as protein lingerer. The coding region runs from base 204 to 4025 and encodes 1273 amino acids. The record is from RefSeq and is a predicted model, not a curated record. NCBI's taxonomy places the organism in Eukaryota, Metazoa, Arthropoda, Insecta, Diptera, Culicidae. The transcript has 12 exons. Gene Ontology annotation, cellular component: cytoplasm; nucleus. Gene Ontology annotation, molecular function: protein binding.
AAGCAAAUAUACGACUGGCAGGCCAGCAGCAGAAAGUAAAAUUUGGCACAUGGUCCAUUUUUCUCCGUAGUUCACAAGUGUGGAAGUUUCCCAAGUGUAGUGGAUUGUUCCGACCGGAAAGAAGCGCAUUUGAUGUUCAGAACUAGUGCACGAGCACUUCCUACUAUCGCUACAUUGUAAAUACCUUUGUAUAUAUAGCGGAGAUGAGCACACAAACCCGUUCCGGAGGUGGUGGCGGUGGCCGCAACAAGUCCAAAGCCAGCAAGGAGAACAAAGAGAACGCAGGCAUGGACGAACAACCGCAGCCACAGUUGCAGCAGCAGAAAGGCAAUGCCACAGUGAACUCUGGCGGCGGCGAGAAACAGAAGAAGGGCACAGAUAACAGCGGUUCGAAGGGUGGUGACUCCAAGGACAAACAACAUCAGCAGACCACCACACACACAAUCAAGACGAAGCAGCCGACUGCCGAACAGAUUCGCAUUGCUCAAAUCACAGAUAUCAAAAGCGGAAUGGACGAUCCGAAGAUACAGGAGAAGAUCCAGAAGCUGAUGGAGACAACGCAACGUUCGGAAGAGGAGGUUUGCUGCGCUCUUCAGGAGUGUGACAAUGACUUGGACCGCGCUGUGAUCUUUCUUCUCGAAACCCUUCCGGUCGGAGCAUUCGCCACCACUUCCAAAAAGAAGAAGAACAAAUCGCAGAACAAGGAGCAGAAUGACUCUGCUACUGGUGAUGGCGAUUGGGAUAAUGGUGGCAAUGUAGGGUCAGGAUCUGGUGGAGGUGGUGGCCUGAGUGCAGAUUCCAAGGAUCGCCGUGGCAAUCGUCCAGGUAAUCAGCGCUCAGGUGGCGGCCCAGGAGGUCCUGGUUCUCGUGGAGGUCGUGGAGGCUUCCGUGACGGUGAGCGCGGUGGGGACCGUGACCGCAAUGGUUUCGACCGUGGAGGUCGUGGACCUCGUGGUCGUGAUGGUCGUGACGGUGGUCCUGGCCGUGGCAGUUACGGAGGAGGAUCUCGUGGCGGACGUGGUGGAGGCCCUCGAGUUGGCACACGUGGUCCAGGAAUGCGGGAAUCAAAUCGAGCACCGCGUAUAACGGAUCACCAGGAGAUUGACGUAUGGGACUCAGUGGCGACACCUAGUGCUAAUGAUCUCAACAAACCUGAGGAGUCGUCAGCAUUUGCAGACACUUGGGGAGAUUGGGACAACGAAGAGUACACUGGUUCGCUAUCAGAUACCAAAGUUUUCACGCCAAGUACGCAGGUAGCAGCUACAACGCCACCUGCCCAACAGCAGCAGCAGCAGCCUACGUCUUCGUCAACGCAAUCUCAGCCAACGUCGCAGCCGCAACAGCCAACGACACCGCAGCCAGUGCAGUCGCAAAUAGCGCCGGUUCAACCUGCAACGGUUUCAUCGUCGGUAACGAAUCCUACGGAACUGUCUGCCCCUCCAGGUUUAGAGCAACAGAUUCUUAACCCUCCGCAGCCGAAAGAGACUGAUCUGGUGCAGCAAUACAGCACCACCGUCGUAUCGAGUACGGCCACAGCAGCAGCCGCUGCGACAGUUCAGUAUCCAGAUCUCCAUUCGGCGCCAAGUGCCGCGCAGCAUUUGCGGCAAGCUCUUGAGAUGCCACAGAUCAACAACUCAUCGUCGUCGCUCUCCGCGGAACAAUCACAGUAUUUCAACACACUAUCUUCUCAGAAUUCCAAUCUCCAAUCGAGUGUAGUGAACUCGUAUCAGCAGAGCUCUGUGCAAUAUCCGACUUCGUACGGCUCGAGCAGUACCUACAGUGAUCAGGUGACAUCCUCUCAACAAGCACCGACGGCUCGACGGCAGCGGGCACGUGUCCCGCCGCCGUCGAAAAUUCCGUCAAGUGCUGUCGAAAUGCCUGGUGAUAGCCUGAACAACAUCGGCUAUCUGGACGUGCAAUUUGGUGGUCUAGACUUCGGCACGGAUGAUACUUUCGAUAGCGUUCCGGUGACGGACAAGUUCAACACGAACAGUCUCGAACAGAGCACACCAUCGUCAGUGCAGCUUCCAUCUGCAGUUCAACCGACACAGUCGGAGGUUAACGACUACCAGAGUAAACCUAGUGUCGUUAACAAUCUGCAGCAAAAGUCCAGUCUUACUAGUAGCUUGCAAAGCACGCAGAUUCUACCUGGACAAAAUGAUGCUCUGACGGCCACUCAGAGCGAUAGUCUGUCAAAUAGCUACUCUCAGCGUAACACCUCAACCGUUGUUCCUUCUUCUGUUAGUUCCGGCGUAAAUGUGAAUUCCAUCAACAGUACUACGUCAACACUGGAGCAACUGACCAAGACUGAUCCCUAUAGUCAGUCCACCGGGACGAAUGCCGGCUCCGGAGGAUAUCAAAACGUUUCGUACUCAGCGUCGCAGGCGAAUAAAACUUCUUCGUAUCCAUCGUCGGCUGCGCCGCAAGGAUACAACAACUCUAGCUACUCUAGCACACAGGUGUCAACCAACACAUACCCCGCGUCGUCCAACAACUAUAGCUCGUAUAACCAGAGUGGUGUCAAUUCGUACCAACAGCCUAGUAGUAACGUCUCAAGCAGCGUAGUGCCCAACAACAACUCCACCAGUUCGGUUGGAGUCUCUACGGUGAAUCAGUCUAAUCCUAACCUGCCGGUGAACAACAAUGUUAGCAAUAACAGCAGUUCGAACACCAACACUGGAUACCUGUCCAGUCAGUAUCCGGUCAGCCAGACGUCGUCGGCUUUCCCCUCGCAACAGAGCUAUCAGAACAGCUCCCAGAAUGUAUACGGAAACACCGGACUGAACAGCAACACUGGAUACUCUGGCAGUACCAGCACAUCCUCCGGACAGUACAGUAAUUUUAGUAGCUCCAAACUAAAGGAUACCCCGGUGUCUACUCAGUUUGACAGCGUCUCGUCCAGCACGGUUUCCAACAACAACAGUGCGAACAAUAACAGUGUGUCGAGUUCAUCGUCCUCGCUGCCCAAUAGCUCCGUGGUAUCCACGACAAGUAUGAGUUCACCAUCGCUUGGUUUAACGAAUACUAAAGUGACCAAUUCCACAGCUAAAAGCAGCAGUAGCAGCGGAACUGGAGUGGUGCCCAACAUACCAAUGGUCAGCCCAUACAUCCAGCCCGGUGUGCCGUUCUAUCAGCAGCCACUUUAUUCGUACGAAGACCUGCAAAUGCUUCAGCAGCGUAUGUCACAUGUGCCUGGAUACUACGAUAUGAACUACCAGACGCCGACGAGUCUCGGUGCGGCCGGUGUGCGCGACGCUAACCUUGGUUCCGUCGCGUACUCAACCAUGUCCGAUGGUCGGUUCACACGGACCGAUAACAACUCGUCUCCUGUUAGUAAUGUUCCAAGUACCAUGUCACAACAAACAGGGUCUGGUGGUCCUAUGUUGAACCUGCCAUACGCUUAUUUUUACGGCGGCAAUGUGAUGCCCGGCGGCUUCCAAUAUGGCACCCCAGCAGUUUAUCCUCCUCAACCAAUGGCAACGAAUGCGACGUCCGGAGGACAGUUCCAAAAGCCGGCAUACAACAGUGGUUAUGGAACUAGUGGCUACGAUACACUGAGUCAGUCUGGGCAGGAUUAUAACAAAAAUCCCUACCCGUCUUCGGGUGUUGGACAACAGUCCAAGGGACAGACUGUAUCGAACCAGCAGUCAGCAGGAGGAAGCGGUUCGGAUAUAGCGCCUUCGAUGUAUGGCAAGAGCCACGUUGCGCUAAAUAAAGUCAAUUCGUACGAGAAACAAUCGUUUCAUUCUGGCACUCCGCCACCUUACAACAUAGCCGGAACACAGACUGCUGGUGCAACGUCCGGUCAGCCCUACGGACAGCAUCUCUAUAUUCCGCAGAUUCCGACGCACCACAACAUCAACAUGCAUCAGGCGAUGCACCAGAUGGACAAUAGAACUUAUAAUAGUGGUAGUGGUGUGAUGAGGGAUUCCAACAGUAGUGGUCAAAGACCACAAUCGAACAGCCAGGGCAAGACUGCAACCAAGCAAGGCUAUUCUCCGUCUUAUUGGACUGGGCAGAACUAAACUACAUGUCUACAUUUAAACAUAAUACUAAAGCUCGUGUAAUGUAUUUGAAGCGAUUUGUAAUAAGCAAAAAACGGACGCAGAAUAAAAAAAACAAUAGCAGGUACAUUCGAACAUUCAUCCAAAUAUACCUUCCCACAGUUGUUGGGAGACCUUCGUUUAAAGCUGCCCAUUAAUAAGACAAAUAAAACCCCGUUUGUGCGGAACGCUCUCGUUGAGUUGAAAGAUUGGAUUUUGUGAGAGAGAAUUAGAGGAAAGAGAAGAUGGAGUAUUUCAGAAAAAAUAUAAGCGAAAAAAGAUCCACUUAAGGCUUUAAAAUGAUGCUGAAGCGAACGAAAAGAAAAUAAGGCAAACAAUUCAACCUUAUUCAAAGUAAAACAAAUCAAUGAUUGAAUUAAAUACACUUUCACAAACUCACAUUCGUAAAUAAACAACCAGGUCAACAAUAUUUCAAUGAAAGAAACAUUCACACACUAUCUCAGAAACGAGCAGUUGCAAGUAUUUUCGAUUUUCGUUUAUUUUUUUUCUUAUUGAAGGAAAAAGUCUUCUUUUAAAUCUUGUUUAAUUGAUCCUGAUCGAAUCACUCUUAUAAAAAAUUAAGAUGAAGAGAUACAAUAGAAACCAUGCGUCGCUUCAAGCGAGUGGAAACACAGUCAACUCUCUUUUACGCGAUGGUCACACUUCAACAUCGAAUGAAAGAGAGGCGACUGUAGUGUACAAAAAAACGCGUGCGCAGUGGCAAACAAACAAAACAUAAACACACAUAAAUUAAUAACAUGUUCUGUAAUAAUUUAAUUUAAAUGUAGAAACGAAAUUUCUAAUAUACCUGUAAACAUUUUA